GGUCAAUAGAUGGCAGUUCUCGUGUGGUGAUUCAAGUGCUUAAUGUUGUGACAAAUGUUUGUGUUAUUUUGAUUUUAUUUUCUCUCUCUUUCUAUCUUCUCAGGUUAUAAUAUAAUAUAAUUCUCUCUUGUUAUUACAUUCGCCAUCUCCAUUGGUAUUUAAAACGCGAAACAAAUUGUAAUAGUAAUAGAUUUAAAUUAUUAGUUUAAAAAUUGAAAAUUUUCUACUAUUGGAAACAAAGAGAAAAUAAAUUCUAUUCUAAAUUUCUAAAUUAUGGCUUGUCUUAUAACAUUGAAAAAAGAUUUAAGACGUUUAGAGACCAUUUUUCCUAAAGAUCAUGAACGAUUUCAGUUAAUGAACGCCACAGUCGAUGAAUUAACAUGUACAUUUAUUGGCAGAAAUGGUAAAAAAUAUGAGAUUCACGCAAAUUUUACGGAAACCUAUCCAGAGGCACCACCAGUUUGGUUCUCCGAGGUUGAAGACGAAAGUAUCAGUAAUAUCGUACAAUAUUUGAGCAACACAAAUGGUGUUGAAAAUUACAUUCUACAACAGGUAAAAGUUCUCGUUCGUGAAUUAUGCAAAGAUCACAAUCUUCCAGAACCAACCGAACUGGGUCAACUUUGUGAUGUGUCAACACCAUUGAUUAACGGUGCUUUACAAUGUUCAAAUUCACGUUCUUCUUUUGCCACCGAGAAUAGUGGUGAUUCGGGUUAUAUUAAUGAUAAUGAUGAAGUAAAUCAGGCAAAUGUCAAUAAUCAUCCAUCCUCUGAUACUGAGGAAGAUUCAGAUAUGGAAGAUGAAGAUUUACCAAUAGAAAUGGAAGAAGAUGCCAGCAAUGCAGAUAAGUCAAAAGAUGACGGGUUAAGCCAUGAACACACAGCAACACUUGAAAGACUCAAGCAAAAUCAACGGGAAGGCUAUUUGAGAGGUGCAGUUAGUGGAUCUGUACAAGCAUCCGAUAGAUUAAUGAAAGAAUUGAGAGAAGUUUAUCGAUCAGAAAGCUUUAAGAAAGGUGUAUUUUGUGUUGAAUUGAUCAACGAUUCCCUUUACGAGUGGAAUGUCAAAUUAUUUAUUGUAGAUCCAGAUAGUCCUUUGCAUAAUGAUCUGAGAAUAUUGAAAGAAAAAGAGGGAAAAGAUCACAUUUUAUUGAACAUUUUAUUCAAGGAAACUUAUCCUUUCGAACCACCAUUUGUUCGUGUUGUUCAUCCCAUGAUUCAAGGUGGUUAUGUGCUUUGCGGUGGAGCGAUUUGUAUGGAACUACUAACGAAACAG
Panonychus citri (citrus red mite) is the source of this 1272-nucleotide messenger RNA. Its product is annotated as ubiquitin-conjugating enzyme E2 Q1-like. The annotation marks the transcript as partial. NCBI's taxonomy places the organism in Eukaryota, Metazoa, Arthropoda, Arachnida, Trombidiformes, Tetranychidae. The transcript is spliced from 3 exons. The record is from RefSeq and is a predicted model, not a curated record.